AUGAUGCUCGCCAGAUCCGGGCACGUCGAUUCGCACUCCGUCGCACUCCCGACGCUGUCAGAUUUGAGUGAGUGGGUUCCGGAGGGCAAGGGUUCCGUCGCCGCCGCGCACCGGACUGCUGCCGAGCCGUGCCGCCGUAGCCCCGACGCCGUCCCCAAAGAAACCAGCCGUGACCCUUUGCGGUCCGGGUUGCUACCAUUCCGGAGAUCGGUGGAGCAAGGGCACGGCGCGGCGUCUGGCGGGGCUGGCGGGGAUCACAGUGGCACGGGGGCCGACAGUGUUCGAGUGUUCGCGUUGGGCGCGCAAGCAGAGGCUGGCGGGCGCGACGGGGCCGAGCAGGAUGCUAAGGCGGUGGCGAGCAACGGGCCGGACUCAGCGACGGGUGGGUCGCAGGUUGCAGAGGCGCGGCGGCGUCGGACUCCGAGCGGUGAUGCGGCUGCAGGCGAAGCAGAGGGGGUCGGUGCAGGUUGCUGCAGCGGGCGGUCAAGGCGGAGCGGCGAAGGCGUCGAGUGGGCUGGCGGAGGUGUCGGGUCGCCGCAGCUGUAG
Molecule: messenger RNA, 546 nt
Organism: Eucalyptus grandis
Lineage: Eukaryota; Viridiplantae; Streptophyta; Magnoliopsida; Myrtales; Myrtaceae
Product: glycine-rich protein 1-like
Exons: 2
Coding region: 1-546 (181 amino acids)
Source: RefSeq, a predicted model, not a curated record